UUUUUUUACAAUGCGGUGCCUCGCGGCUCAAUUUGUAAAAAAGCUGCUCCUGCUUUAAAGCAGAGUAAGGCUAGGAUUACAAUGGCACCACGCUGGUUUAACAAAAAGCCCGCCACCCUCCAUUAUUUUGGAACGGAAAAGGGGUGGAUGACGGGCUGGAUGUACCAGCAGUGGCUGGUAGGCCUAGAUGAGAGUAUGCGGUCUCAGAAGCGCUCCAUGCUACUACUUGUAGAUAACACCUCGCCCCACCACGAGACUGGGCUCUCUCUCACGAACGUCCGCGUCGAGAAGUUGCCCCCCAACACCACCGCCAAGAUUCAACCCAUGGACCAAGGAAUCAUUCAUUGUAUUAAUUAA
Molecule: messenger RNA, 357 nt
Organism: Phytophthora sojae
Lineage: Eukaryota; Oomycota; Peronosporomycetes; Peronosporales; Peronosporaceae
Exons: 2
Molecular function (GO): nucleic acid binding
Source: RefSeq, a predicted model, not a curated record